AUGAUUGAUAUAAAUAAUCCAGAUAUAUCACAAUGCCGAUCCUUUGAAGCUAGUAUUGCUGGAAUCUCAUCCAAAGUUUACUUUGUUAAUCCAGGUGCUACUAUAACAAAGGUUAAGAGCAAUGACAAAGAUAUUUGGCAAGCAGAGCGCGGAGGGAAAUUUAUAUAUUGUAUAGCCUUCCUUAAAGGAAAUAGUGUACCAAUGUUACUCCUUAGUUUGUCCUAUGAUGCAGAAAUGGAAAAUUUAAAGGUAGAGGGUACUCUCACAACCUUUACGUUGGAUAUUUCUUCUCCUAAGGAGACAGAGGAGUUUGAAGUAUUGAAUUAUGUUAGAUAUGGAGCUCAAACCUACAUUUACGUUCCAAAGGAUACAAAUGACAUAGAUUUUGUAAGAGAUAAAGAUAUAGAUAUCUGGAAGGCGGCUGAAGGUACUGGUGAGAUGUUUUCUCUGUGA
Molecule: messenger RNA, 453 nt
Organism: Theileria equi strain WA
Lineage: Eukaryota; Apicomplexa; Aconoidasida; Piroplasmida; Theileriidae
Exons: 2
Coding region: 1-453 (150 amino acids)
Source: RefSeq, a predicted model, not a curated record